GGCUUCCUCCUCUGGUGGUGCGUCCAAGCUGUGCUGGGAGGAUUGGUGGCUGCCAAGGUACUUUUGCUGAGGUUACUGUCGAGCAUCCAGUCUCCAGCCCCGGGUCCUGCCAACAGUCUCAAGAAGGAGUCGGGACUCAGUUUUUUAUUCCCCUGGAUGCCGUCCAGACCACCUUCUUCAGAGUUCAUCUCUGUUGCUUCAUCAACUGCUUGGAAAUAACUUCUCAAACAUCAGAGUCAAGGAUACAGGUCGGUACAGUUAUGCAGAGAAUAAGAGUUACUGCUGCAGUCUCGCGGGGAUUGAACAGAAUUCAGAAUAUGUCUUCCAAGAAACACUAUUAACCUGACAUGACCCUUCAAGGUUUUAAAUGAAUAAUUUAAGGCCAGCACAUGAUCUGGAAAUUGCACUUUGUGACAUGGAUGAAUCUUCACUGACUCUUGGCACCAUAGAUGUUUCUUAUCUGCCAAAUUCAUCUGAAUACAGUGUUGGUCGAUGUAAGCACAGCAGUGAAGAAUGGGGUGAGUGUGGUUUCCACCCCACUGUCUUCAGAUCUGCAACCUUAAAAUGGAAAGAAAGCCUAAUGAGCCGAAAAAGACCAUUUGUGGGAAGAUGUUGUUAUUCCUGCACUCCUCAGAGCUGGGAUAAAUUUUUCAACCCCAGUAUCCCAUCUUUGGGUUUGCGGAAUGUUAUUUAUAUCAAUGAAACUCACACAAGGCACCGAGGCUGGCUCGCAAGGCGUCUUUCCUAUGUGCUUUUUGUUCAGGAGCGAGACGUUCACAAAGGCAUGUUUGCCACCAACGUGGCUGAAAAUGUGCUCAGCAGCAGUAGAGUGCAAGAGGCAAUCGCUGAAGUAGCUGCGGAGUUAAAUCCUGAUGGGUCCGCCCAGCAGCAGUCAAAAGCCGUCAGCAAAGUGAGCAAGAAAGCCAAAAGGAUCCUUCAGGAAAUGGUCGCCACCGUCUCACCGGCAAUGAUCAGACUGACCGGUUGGGUGCUGCUAAAACUCUUCAACAGCUUCUUUUGGAACAUUCAGAUUCAUAAAGGCCAGUUGGAGAUGGUGAAGGCUGCAGCUGAGACAAAUUUGCCGCUUAUAUUUCUACCAGUUCAUAGAUCACAUAUUGACUAUCUGCUGCUCACUUUCGUUCUCUUCUGCCAUAACAUCAAAGCGCCUUAUAUUGCUUCAGGCAAUAACCUCAACAUCCCCAUCUUCAGUACGUUGAUCCGCAAGCUUGGGGGCUUUUUCAUACGACGGAGGCUAGAUGAAACGCCAGAUGGACGGAAAGAUAUUCUCUACAGAGCUUUGCUCCAUGGGCAUGUAGUUGAACUACUUCGACAGCAGCAGUUCUUGGAGAUUUUCCUGGAGGGGACACGCUCUCGGAGUGGAAAAACGUCCUGUGCUCGAGCAGGCCUUUUGUCAGUAGUGGUGGAUACUCUGUCGACCAACACCAUCCCGGACAUCUUGGUGAUACCUGUUGGGAUCGCCUAUGAUCGUAUUAUUGAAGGUCACUACAAUGGCGAACAGCUGGGAAAACCUAAGAAGAACGAGAGUCUUUGGAGCGUGGCCAGAGGUGUUAUCCGGAUGCUGCGGAAGAACUACGGGUGUGUCCGAGUGGACUUCGCGCAGCCGUUUUCCCUGAAGGAAUAUCUGGAAAGCCAGCGUCAGAAACCAGUGACUGCGCCCGUCUCCCUGGAGCAAGCACUGCUGCCCGCCAUCCUUCCCUCCAGGCCCAACGAUGCUGCUGAAGAAGGCGCAGAUGCAUCAGCCGUCAACGAGUCGAGAAAUGCAGCCGAUGAGUCAUUCCGAAGGAGACUGAUCGCCAAUCUGGCCGAGCACAUCCUCUUCACUGCUAGCAAAUCCUGUGCCAUCAUGUCAACACACAUCGUGGCCUGCCUGCUCCUCUACAGACACAGGCAGGGCAUUGAUCUCUCCACACUGGUGGAGGACUUCUUUGUGAUGAAGGAAGAAGUCCUGGCUCGUGAUUUCGACCUGGGGUUCUCUGGAAAUUCAGAAGAUGUGGUCAUGCACGCCAUCCAGCUGCUGGGGAAUUGCGUCACCAUCACCCACACCAGCAGGAACGAUGAGUUUUUCAUUACUCCCAGCACUACGGUCCCAUCAGUCUUUGAACUCAACUUCUACAGCAAUGGCGUCCUCCACGUCUUCAUCAUGGAGGCCAUCAUAGCCUGCAGCCUUUACGCAGUUCUGAACAAGAGGGGCUCAGGGGGACCUUCAGGCGCAUCCCCCCACCUGGUCAGCCAGGAGCAGCUGGUGCGGAAAGCCGCCAGCCUCUGCUACCUGCUCUCCAACGAAGGCACCAUAUCACUCCCCUGCCAGACGUUUUACCAAGUUUGCCAUGAAACCGUAGGAAGGUUUAUCCAGUAUGGCAUUCUCACCGUGGCAGAGAGGAUGUGGCCCGGGACGGUAGAUCUCUAUUUAGGAGAGCAAGACGACCAGGAGGACAUGAGCCCCGGCCUCGCCGAGCAGCACUGGGGGAAGAAGCUUCCUGCACCGCCGUCUUGGCGGAGCGACGAGGAAGACGAGGACAGCGACUUCGGCGAGGAGCAGCGCGACUGCUACCUGAAGGUGAGCCAGUCCAAGGAGCACCAGCAGUUCAUCGGCUUCCUGCAGCGGCUCCUGGGCCCCCUGCUGGAGGCCUACAGCUCCGCGGCCAUCUUCAUCCACAGCUUCAGCGGCCCCGUGGCCGAGCCCGAGUACCUGCAGAAGCUCCACCAGUACCUCCUCACCAGGACCGAGAGGAGCAUCGCUGUGUAUGCUGAGAGUGCCACCUAUUGCCUCGUGAAGAAUGCCGUGAAAAUGUUCAAGGACAUCGGGGUUUUCAAAGAGACCAAACAAAAGCGAGUGUCUGUUCUAGAACUCAGCAGCACUUUCCUACCUCAGUGCAACCGGCAGAAACUCCUGGAGUACAUCCUCAGCUUCGUGGUGCUGUAGGCCACGCUGGCCCCCGCUCUCCCCGCCUGCCACGUUCCCGGCUGCCGGGGACGGGACACGCCCCUCACGGCCCUGGCCUCAAGCCGGAGAGUGGACGGUGUGGCGUGUGGUCCGGCCCGCCCCGCUCUGGGGGGACCUCCUGGGAGACAAGUGCCUUCGCCCAGCCCCCGUCCGUGCAUCUGUGCACACCCCCACGCUGAGGUGACAAAGAACCCCCGCAAGCGACACUGGGGGGGUUGGGGGGGCGGGGCGCAGCCUCCGAAUGCGAUCAGAAUCAGUAGAGUACAAAAAUGAAAUCUGAAAACAGUUAUUUUGGAGCUUAUUAAAAAUUUAUGUUUUAAGUACGACUUAACUGUUAAGGACUAAUUACUGUGAUGGAUUUUCUUUUUCUUUCUUUCUUUCUUUUUUUUUUUUUGAAUGUAGUUGUGUUCUAGAACUGAAUCUUAUGGAGACUUGUGCUGUCAGGAGAUUUGUUGGUUUAUUUUCUGAUGGUCCGUGCUUCCUCUGAAAAUAACUGAGUCGUCCCUUCACUAUUUCUUUGCAGUUUUACCUUUGUCAAUCGGUUUUAAAUGGAGACCCUGAUCCGACCCUCCCCGCGCCCCCCCACCCCCCAAUCCAAGUGCUUUACAAAAAAUGUCUGGGCUGAUGUGCAUCACAGCCAGGGAAUCACUGUGCUGCCCCCUGCUGGCAGGCUCUGGAAGUGUCUGGCCCCCGUCAGGGAAAGAUCCUGUGAGGAGUUAAGGUCCCGAGCUACAGCGGGCAGUCAGCUUGGCUGGCCACAGUCAGGGGAAACCUGGCCAGAAAGCUGAACUCAGAAACUCUCACCCAUAUCCAAAAAAGUGCCAUUGUAUUAAACGACCAGCAAGUAUUUGAGACUGACUCCCGCGUCACCUCUGUUCCGCUUCCAGCCCCUCCCCUCUCAGCCUGCUGUGCGGACAGCGGGGUGCUGGGGGUGCUGACUUGCUUGAUUGCUCGGGUGUGGCCGGGGUUGGCCCCGAGGAUGGUAUGUGGGUGCGGGCAGGGCCCCCACUCCCUUGACAGUGAGCAGCCUGUCCGGUGUGCUGACAGGCCAGCCGGCUGGUCAGUGGAUGGCAUUUGUUGAUUUUUAGCAUCAAGAAAAAAAAACUAAAAUCACGGUUUUUACUAGUUUUUAAUGGGCUUCUUCCUAAACCCCCAGGCCAAACAGCGGCAAGCGAUUUGACAAUUAUGUGGCAAACUAUUAUGAAAAAAAUCAUCUGAUCCUGACGGGCAGGUGCCUUUCCGUGAGCUGGGGCCAUAUUUGUUAGUUUGUGGUAGAAGUUGUGAUGGAUUCUCCGUAAUCGUGUGGUACCGGGCCAUUUUCCGAACAGUGUAUGUUUCCUUCUCUCCUCGGUAUUACGGACCCGGGCAUCUUUUCCAGAUGAGCGAUGCGUCGUCUUUUGAGUUGACCCUAAGAGGCCUGAGAAUUCGGUUUGUGCUUGGAGGUGUUUGGAUUUUGAGCACUACCAGUGGUUUGUAACAGUCCCGCAGGGUUUGGGAAAGGAGAACGCCGGGACUGGGCCCGCAGGUCAGUGCUCCCGCCAAGCUCAGGGCAGUAAUGCUGGGUGGUGCCACCCUGGAGGUGUCGCUCUGUGCUGCCCUGUGCAUCCGCCCCCCAACCCCCCACUGGAGCCAUCACGAGUGUGGCGGUAGCUGGGUGGAAGGGACUCCUGGCGGCCGAGCACUUGACUUACAACUCAAGUUCUUCCUUGGGGAGAAUCCCCCCAGGGGGGCUUUAUCUGUGGCUGUUUCUUACAGGGCAAGCAAACAUUUUGCCAGUCCCUUUCACUCACCCUAUAAAAUACAGAGCCAGGGCGACCCAAACGCUCAGCUAACUGGUGAUGAGUUAGUUAGGUGGAGGCUGCCCUUGCAGGAGAGCCCACCACCUGGCCCGCGGCCUCUGCCCAGAGCCUCACCGGCCAUCCUGGGCUUUGUUUUCCCUUUCAGUUGGUUUGUUUUCUCAAAACCUUAACCGCUUCCAGGAAUGCUGCAUCUGAUUUGCUAGCACUCUCUCGCCACGUAACUCACUGUGAGAAUAACUGCGCAUGCUUUUCCUAAUUAACUGGUGCUUUGAAACCUUUUCUUAAGGAAGAAAAAUCUCAACCAAAGUUAUGCUCAUCCAGACACGCUGACCCUUGAGUUAAUUUUUUAGCACAGCUCAUUCUUCAGUGCCUGAUUACUGAAACACAUAUGUCAUCACAAUUAGGCUUCCAGAAGCACUCUCUCGCUACAAGAUUUAUUCGUAUUGUUUUCCAAGAGUGAAUGGCUUCCAUGUAAGAUUAAACAAACUAGGUGCUUGUAAAUAAUUUAUUACAGUUUACUCUUUUGCAUUUCUCAGAAACUGAAAUGCAUGCUCUCCAGGGGGAGACUGAGUCAAGCUAAAACACAACCUGACAACAGCCAGGAAAAAAAAACAAAACAAAACAAACAACAAACUCAUAAUAAGCAAUAUGCAGCUGCACUCUUUCAAAAUGAGAAUGUUCUAAGUUAUUCGGAACAGGGGAAGGAAAUUUUGUUCUCUUAAAUCUUUAAGAAAAACAAAGGGAACUAAUUAGUGCGACGCGUGUAGAAGUAGUAAGAGAAAGCACGUUUGCUGGGUCCUUCUGAGGCCUGUUACCUCUCCUGAGAAGAGACUUCCUUAGCGGUGGCGUUAUGAGGACUGUAACCUCAGAUUGUGGAAUUUCCUGUUCCCUGAAGGGGAAAGCAUUUCCCAUAGUUCUCUGUGUCAUAGGUGUUUUAAAGGUGUUUCUGCUGGUCAAUGAAUUUGCUCUUUCCUAGAAACUCACAGUGCACUUCUCGCAAUAAGGGCUCUGGGUCUGGCCACGCACGGCUGUCUGACCCAGCACGUCCCAAGUUACUGUAGCCUAGGACCUCUCCCCCCAUUGGGGCUUGAACCUCUCUCUAGUACCCCAUGGAAGUACUAUAUUAGAUCGUUCCUUAUGGGGACAUAAGAAUAAUCAACCGAUGGCACUUGGGCAGAAUUUGUAUGCAUUUUGUACAAUUGGUACAGUUGUAUUAUCAUUUAAUGGAUAUCUGUUUCUUCCCCUUGAGACAAAAGCACAGAAAACUGUAAUAUGAGUGUUCUUUCCUUUGAUGGAAAGAUCAACUGACAUUGAUUUCUUUUUUUUCCAUUAAAAGCAAAUGUAACACAAAAAUGAAAUGGGAUGGAUAAUUCAGAUCUGGGAGGAAACACUGCAUAUUUGAAUGCAGAUUUUUAUCCAUAGAUAGUUCUAGUGUUUAAACAUGAUAGAAUCUAUCAUCAAGGUUUAUAAGAUUUAAUUUGGAUGUAAAUCUGUUUUUUUCCUAAACACUCUUAGGAAGUUGAGACUUGGCAUUUUAGUUUAAUACAAACUAAUGAUUGCAUUUGAAGGAGACUUUGACUUUAUUUCUAAAGAUCUAAAGCUCUGAAAUGCCUUGAUGGAAGGUGUUAAACUGUUUGCCUAUUGUACAAAGAAAUGUUAGAUCAUUGUAAAAAGAAUUGCUAUGAAGUACUGUAAAAUAACACACGUGACUUUGUGAGAGAGACUUAUUUGAAAAUGUUGAUUGAUUUUUAUGCCUGUGGAUGUAUUGUAAGAAGCACAGAAAUGUAGUUUUGUUUUAAUAAAUAAAAAUAUUGAACAUC
Sorex araneus (European shrew) is the source of this 6584-nucleotide messenger RNA. It is a transcript of the gene GPAM, whose product is annotated as glycerol-3-phosphate acyltransferase, mitochondrial. Bases 368 to 2944 code for a protein of 858 amino acids. The record is from RefSeq and is a predicted model, not a curated record. Lineage: Eukaryota; Metazoa; Chordata; Mammalia; Eulipotyphla; Soricidae. Gene Ontology annotation, molecular function: glycerol-3-phosphate O-acyltransferase activity. The transcript has 23 exons. Gene Ontology annotation, biological process: phospholipid biosynthetic process. Gene Ontology annotation, cellular component: plasma membrane; mitochondrial membrane.